This is a messenger RNA of Puma concolor (puma), 1272 nucleotides long. The record is from RefSeq and is a predicted model, not a curated record. Lineage: Eukaryota; Metazoa; Chordata; Mammalia; Carnivora; Felidae.
AUGGUGUUCGCAUUUUGGAAGGUCUGUCUGAUCCUAAGCUGCUUUGCAGAUCAAGGUAGUAUGGUACAGGUGACCAUCCCAGACAGCGUCGUGAAUGUGACUGUUGGAUCUGAUGUCACGCUUGUCUGUACCUACACCAGCACUGUGGUCUCCCGGGACAAGCUUUCCAUCCAGUGGUCAUUCUUUCAUAAGAAGGACUUACCACCAACUUCCCACAGCCCGUGCCUCAAUACUGAGGGUAUGGAGGAAAAGGCAGUCAGUCAGUGUCUAAAUAUGGCGCAUGCAAGAGACGCUCGGGGAAGAUGUAGCUGGACCUCUCAGAUUUACUAUUCUGAAGGUGGACAAGCUACAGCCAUCGGGCAAUUUAAAGGUCGGAUUGUAGGGUCCAACGACCCAGAUAACGCAUCUAUCACUAUUUCACAUAUGCAACCAACAGAUAGUGGUGUCUACGUCUGUGAUGUUAACAACCCCCCUGACUUUGUUGGAAAAAAUCAAGGCAUCCUCAAAGUCAAUGUGUUAGUCAAACCUUCUAAGCCCCUUUGCAGCAUCCAAGGACUACCAGAAACUGGCCAUCCUAUAUCUCUUUCUUGCCUCUCGGUCCUUGGGACACCUUCCCCUGUGUACUACUGGUAUAAAGUUGAAGGAGGAGACAUCGUCCCAGUGAAAGAAAACUUCAACCCAGCCACCGGGAUUUUGGUUAUUGGAAAUCUGACCAAUUUUGAACAAGGUUAUUACCUGUGCACUGCUAUCAACAACCUUGGCAAUAGUUCCUGCGAAAUUGAUCUAACUUCUUCACAUCCAGAAGUUGGAAUCAUUUUGGGGGCAUUGGUGGGCACCGUAGUAGGUGCCACCAUUAUCAUCUCUGUUGUGUGCUUCGCAAAGAGCAAGGCAAAGGCGAAGGCAAAGGGGAAAGGAAGGAAGAGAAAUUCGAAAACCACCACAGAACUUGAACCAAUGGCAAAGAUAAAACAAAGUACAGAGUGCGAGGUCAUACCAGCUGAAGACGUUACCCACCUAGAAGCGCCUCUGCCACCUUCCAUCCAUGAGAAUGAACCUGAUACCAUCCUGGGACCAGAUUGUGAGCCUAACCCCGAGCCUGAGCCUGUCCAGGAGCCUGCUCCACAGCCUGCCUCGGGUCCUGAGCCUGUUCUGGUGCCUGAGGUUGAGAUAGAGCAGGAGCAGGAGCCGGAGCCUGAGCCUGAGCCUGAGCCUGAGCCCGGGAUUGGCAUCCAGCCCUUGAGUGGCAAGGAAAAGGGAGUGAAUAAGCCAUAG